This is a messenger RNA of Ilyonectria robusta, 1253 nucleotides long. Its product is annotated as Spo11/DNA topoisomerase VI subunit A. Gene Ontology annotation, molecular function: DNA binding; DNA topoisomerase type II (double strand cut, ATP-hydrolyzing) activity; ATP binding. The transcript is spliced from 7 exons. Bases 37 to 1161 code for a protein of 374 amino acids. Gene Ontology annotation, biological process: meiotic DNA double-strand break formation; meiotic DNA double-strand break processing; reciprocal meiotic recombination. The record is from RefSeq and is a predicted model, not a curated record. Gene Ontology annotation, cellular component: nuclear chromosome. NCBI's taxonomy places the organism in Eukaryota, Fungi, Ascomycota, Sordariomycetes, Hypocreales, Nectriaceae.
GGCCCCGACGGCGCCGUCGGGGCCGUGGUCGCCGCCAUGGAAUCCAUCCUGGAGACGUUUGUGGAUUCUCUAGCUGCAUGUCAAGGGUUGUCAAUCACACUGUCCCGCAGGGCCUCCCAUCGUAGGACCAGUGAAACCCGACUCGAGCCUGUUCGCUUCCCUGGUCGAACUGUGCAGGAGGCCCGCAAGUUUACAAGGAUUCUCCUCAUUCUUCAGCUGUCUCAUGAUGCACUGGUCUCGGGGACCAUACUCACCAAGCGGCACAUCUUUUACCAGCAUCAAGACCUCUUCGAAAAGCAAAGCCAAGUGGACGAGCUCGUCGACGAUCUCGCUUUUACCCUUGGCGUCAAUCGUGGAGACUUGAACAUUGUCGCUGCGUCGAAAGGCGUAUUGGCAGGCCCUCUGGUAAUCGAACUGAGAGAUGGCAGCUGUCUUGAUUCAACGGCGGGUAAUUUGGGCAUUCCCAUCCCCACAAGCACAUCCAUCUCCAAAGUCAAUCUCGAUAAUUUGAGGUGGAUCUUAGUGGUCGAGAAGGAUGCAAUAUUCCGAUCACUGUGCUCCUCCCAAUUCUGGAUGACAUCUUCUUGUGGGCCUGGCGUUGUCCUGACGGCCAAAGGCUACCCUGACUUGAUUACUCGGUCGUUCUUGAAUCUGGUCCACACGACCAACCCUCAAUUGCCGAUACUGGGCUUGAUGGAUUUUGACCCUGACGGUGUCAACAUCCUCAAAUGCUACCGAUACGGCUCUCAGAAGCUGGCCCACGAGAUCAAUGCUCGCACGCCUGAAAUACGAUGGCUUGGGAUCAAGUCAAGCCAGCUGAUGCAUAUACAUGGAGCAGAGAAUGUGAACCUGAGUCCCGAUCUAGCAUCAAGUCAAGACAGCCAAAGCUCAGCACUCACCCUCGCCACAACCAGGACUGCUGUAUCUUCAACAUCUUGUCAAGAUCCAAUAAUCUACUUGUCUUCAAGAGAUCGUCGGGCCGCUGAAUCAGCGUUGAAAGUACUUCAAAGCUCCCCUCCAGGUGAGAUGGAAGUCACUGAGAUGAUGAGGGAGCUACAGGUGAUGCUUAACCUUGGGAUCAAAGCAGAAAUCGAGUGGCUUGACGAGUCCGGGAAUUUGUGUCAAUGGCUGGAUCAAGAAAUAUUUCUUGCUCUUUCUUAAAUCUCAGACCAAGUCGAAGAAUUUUUCCGAUGUAAACUUAGCCAAGCCAAAGCCGCGUUGUGGAUGAUAUCCUCAUUAUACCAACACCAUCU